AUGUACCACAUUAUGUUCUUAAUUGUUAUAUUUAUUUUGACAAACCCAUGUAAGUCGUUUAGAGUCAAUAAAAUUGAAAGAAAUCCAUUCAUAAAAAACAGAGAAAAUGAAAAAGAAAAAAAAAAUACUAGUUAUUUUAAAAAUGUGCAAACAAAACCCCAAAAAAUAAUAAAACAUAAUAAAUUAUAUGGAUCUUUCAAUGAUUAUAUAUAUAAAUUGUUAAUAAAAAAAUUUAAAAAAGUCAAAGAAAAAAAAGAUAUAAAUAUAUAUAAAUCUUUACAAUCUCCGAAAAAUGCUUAUAAUGCUGAUAUACUAUUUUCAUGUGAAUAUACUAUAAGUGAAAUCAAAAAAAAAUUAUCUGAAUAUAUUUAUGAGCUUAAACUUGUUCAUGCUCAAAAUUUUAAAAUUCUAUAUAUGGGAAAACGACGAUUAAUAAGGCCUAUUAAAAAACAAUUUGAGGCAUAUUAUAUUCUUUUUUCAUUCGAGGUAUAUCCUUCUAUUAUUAGAGAUAUAUUUAAUAAGCUUCGUUCACAAAACCAUAUACUCAGAUUGAUGAUAACAAAGGAUGAGUAUAAGACAAAAAAUAUUGAAUUUAAAGAAGAUGAUUCUGUAAUUAAUGAAAUGAACAAAGUCGAACAAAGUUUUUUUUUUAAGAAAUCAGCAUAG
Plasmodium berghei ANKA is the source of this 666-nucleotide messenger RNA. Its product is annotated as apicoplast ribosomal protein S6, putative. The record is from RefSeq and is a predicted model, not a curated record. Gene Ontology annotation, biological process: translation. The transcript has 2 exons. Gene Ontology annotation, molecular function: structural constituent of ribosome; rRNA binding. The coding region runs from base 1 to 666 and encodes 221 amino acids. NCBI's taxonomy places the organism in Eukaryota, Apicomplexa, Aconoidasida, Haemosporida, Plasmodiidae. Gene Ontology annotation, cellular component: ribosome.